This is a messenger RNA of Eutrema salsugineum, 1384 nucleotides long. Its product is annotated as protein WHAT'S THIS FACTOR 1 homolog. Lineage: Eukaryota; Viridiplantae; Streptophyta; Magnoliopsida; Brassicales; Brassicaceae. Gene Ontology annotation, molecular function: RNA binding. The transcript has a single exon. The record is from RefSeq and is a predicted model, not a curated record. The coding region runs from base 89 to 1315 and encodes 408 amino acids.
ACUUCAUGAGGGGUUCACCAUUAGUGAUUACUGAUGCUCUCAGCUCCUAGUUAUUUUUGCGAUAUUCAGUGUUUCUAAAUUCAGAGACAUGGCUUGGCUCCGUCUCUUUACAAGAACCCUAAGAUCUAAUAAUCCAAUACUUGAAACAUUUCCCAAAAUCUCCUCAUCUUCUUCCCGAAAUCCAAACCCUAAUCUCCCAACUCAACCUUUCUCCACCUCAUUCCUCAUCACCAAAACGCCAGAUAAAUUCAAAAAGAAGCGAAAAAAACCAGAAUCCGCCAGAACCAAACCCGUUCAGCACGAUUCGACCCGAAUCUCACAUUUCGAAUCCCUCGUCAGUCGCGACGCACAUUUCCGAUUCCUAACCCGAUCCAAAGAAUUCAUCACGAAGCAACCUGAUCGGAUUCUCCGGCUCGACGACGCCGGCAAGCUCUACCGCGAGCUAGGGUUCCCACGCGGGCGUAAGGUGACUCGUUACAUCCCUAAACAUCCUCUCAUCUUUCAGACUUAUAGACACAGCGAUGGGAAGAUGUGGUUAGGGUUUUCUGAAUUCAUGGAGGAUUUGUUAGAUGAAGAGAGAGCUUUAAUGGAUUCGAUGGAGGUUGAUAGAGUAAAUCGUGUUAGAAAGCUAUUGAUGAUGACGAAAGAUAAACGGAUCUUAUUAAGCAAAAUCCAUCACACGAGACUGAUUUUUGGGAUUCCUGAGGAUUUCAGAGACCGGGUCGGUAAAUACCCGCAUUAUUUCCGGGUCGUGACGGGUCAAGACGGGAACCGGGUACUUGAAUUGGUGAAUUGGGAUCCGAAUCUUGCAGUGAGUGAGCUCGAAAGAACGUUCAUGGUGGACGAAGAUAAAGCGAAAAGAGCGUUUAAGUUUCCAUUGAAACAUGGUAAAGAAUUGGAAUUGGAAGAGAAAGAUACGAAGAAGUUAAAUCAAUUGAACACAUUACCGUUGGUUUCGCCGUAUUCGGAUGGCUGGAAGCUUGAUGUAUGGACGUUGGAAGCAGAGAAGUACCGUGUAGGGAUCGUCCAUGAGUUCUUGAGCUUGACGUUAGAGAAAAGAGCUUCGAUUCAUCACAUUGUGGAAUUCAAAGACGAGUUUAGCUUGACUAGACAGACGUACCAGAUGCUCAAGAAGCAGCCCACUACUUUUUACUUGGCUGGCACUGAGAUGAACUGGACUGUGUUUUUGAAGGAUGGUUACGACAAAGAUGGUGUCUUGAUCGGUAAAGAUCCACAGUUUCUGUUUAACGAGAAGCUGUUCAAGUAUGCAGAUAUGCAGCAGAUGGAAAUUGAUUCUGGCUCAUCCAAGAGAUAAUCUUUUGAGCAGAAAGACACUAAAGUAGUUUUAGUGGUCAGUUUUGUUCUAAUAUUGAUAGAAAAUGUA